Anarrhichthys ocellatus (wolf-eel) is the source of this 2616-nucleotide messenger RNA. RefSeq names its product peroxidasin homolog. Bases 168 to 2174 code for a protein of 668 amino acids. Gene Ontology annotation, cellular component: membrane. Gene Ontology annotation, biological process: cell-cell adhesion. Gene Ontology annotation, molecular function: integrin binding. The record is from RefSeq and is a predicted model, not a curated record. Lineage: Eukaryota; Metazoa; Chordata; Actinopteri; Perciformes; Anarhichadidae. The transcript is spliced from 8 exons.
UAUACUUUCUUUUCAUCAACCUAAGCACGUCUCACUGUCAGCAGCAGGUCGUCACCAUCGGGGCCAGCUCUGAUCCAGGAUUCAUCUUGUCCAAGUACUGAAGCUGGACAUCUGCUGGACCAGCCUGAAACACGCCUCACUUCUUCCAUCCACCUCCUCUCUCCCGCAUGCUGCCUCUCAAAGCUAGCAUGCUGCCUCUCUGGAUGUUGGGCCUCCUCGUGCUCAUGUUUUCACCGUGUGAUGCAGACAGUGGAUGCCCCGAUGUGCUCAGCCUGGAUCCGCCUGAGGUUCUGGCAGAAUAUGGAGAGUUGGUGACUGUCAGCUGUUCCAGUGCAGAAAAUGAUUAUGAUGGGAUGUACUGGAGGGUUGGAGACAGAGAAUUUCCAGUAGAAAAUAGUGCACCCUGGUCAUUUAAUCUGACAGAUUGGAAUGUGACUGCAGAGUGCAUAUUAAAGCUGAAUGACACUCAUAACUGCAGCAAAGACCUUAACAUCACUAUAUACAAGAAUCCAGAGAGCGUCAGUGUGUUUCCUACAAAGUAUGAACCUGCAGUGGAAGGGAGAGAGUACGUGCUGCAGUGUGAUGUCGACAAUGUCGCUCUGGUUCAAUACUUGACUGUGAGGUGGUACAGAGGCAAUGAGACCAUCAGGACAGACUAUUCCACACACAAAACCAAAACACUAGUAAGUGAGUCCUUCCCUCUGGCAGCCAACUUCAGCAGAGGAAAAAGUGGAACUCAGGUUAGAUGUGAGGCCCAGCUGGACUUUGGGCAACAUGGAUCACAACCUCCUGUUAUUUCAAACGUACACACUGUUUUUGUGCACUAUGCCCCUGAGCUCAAGAACAAAAUGGAAGAUGUCGAUGUGUACGAGGGUGAUAAUGUCACCCUGUACUGUGAAGCUGAGGGGAACCCUGCUCCUGCCUUUCAUUGGUCACUCGAUGGGGUGAAUUUAAUGAAGAGCACCAAUUACCUCAACAUAACUCAAGCAAAAGGCGCAAUUUACAACUGCACAGCUACCAAUAAACUGGGAAGCACAACUAAGCAAAUCCACGUCCAUGUGGUGAAAAUUAACAUAAUGGGAGCCCCCGCAGCCAUAACCACCCCUGAGCCAUCAACACCAAGAAGUUGCCCCCUAGUAUUGACUCCUGCUGAAAUCGUGGUGAGAUUUGGGGAUCCGGUCUCAGUUAACUGCAGCACAUCGGUCACAGGUGUUUCCCAAAUGGGCUGGGAGGCUACUUCUGGGACCAUGAGUUCUACUGAUAAUGUAACCACCUGGAAAGUUGAAAAAGUGGAAGAAUGGGUCGCAAAACCUUUGUGCUACCUUAAUUGGAAAUAUGGCCAGUGCGAUGUGAUGCUAGACAUCACCGUUUAUAAGACUCCAGACAAUGUGUCAGUCUCUGCGUUGGAUCAGGGGCCGAUGGUGGCGGGCACAGAGUACCGGCUGAAAUGUAACAUCUCCAACGUGGCUCCUGUGCAGAAGCUCAAACUGAGGUGGUACCGCGGCAAUGAAACUGUGCGCACAGAGAUGUUUAAUGGCACCGCAGAGACCCCAGUGAAUGUGUCCUCUACCUUGAGAGUCACACCUGAGAGAGAUCACGACGGAGCACUCUUCAGAUGCGAGGCUGAGCUGCACCUGGGACAAAAUGGAUCAGAGCUCGGCCCUACUGUAACCUCAUCACCAUACACGGCUGUUGUGCACUAUGCCCCUGUGUUCGACGGAAGCUACAGUAAGAAGGUGAACGUGACCCUGGGGGACAAUGUGACUUUUAACUGCAGUGCUGAUGGCCACCCUCCCCCUGAGAUCAAGUGGACCUACGGUUCUGAAGCGAAUGUGACGGUGACCACCAGGGGGCGCCAGAAGAGUAUCACUGUCACAGGAGCCACGUCUACCAAUGCUGGCGCUUACGUCUGCAAUGCCAACAAUACAGUUGGGGUUGCGACAAGAACUGUCAUACUGGUGGUGAAAGAUAGGCCUAACCAAAGUGCAGCCGGUGUCACAGUCAUUUGGUGGUUGCUGAUUCUAUUGGCCAUCGUCUUCAUCCUCAUCAUCAUCAUCAUCAUCUUCAUCUUUGUCCACCGCUCGAAAAAACGAGGACAAUAUACUUUUGUCCCAGGCCAAGGUCAUGAUUCAGUUAUCCCGAUGACUCCUCAGUCCAACGGGGUGAAAGUUUAGGACAUACAGUAGCCUAUAGUACUUGCUGAAUCAAUCAGCUUGGAGAAUGAAAACUUAACCAGAUGAUUGUGAUUUGUCCUGCUUGGCAAAAAUGACAUGUAAAUAUAUUUACAUUUUAACUUUGGUAUGGUACGAUUUUAGGUUUACAUCAGCAAAGACAAAAAAAAGUGCAUUUUAUUUUGUAUUUAUAGGACUUUAAAGUAACCUAGCUUUUGUUUUUAAUUAUUAAUACAGUAGCCUGUGUUAAUAUGUUGUAUGUGUAUUUGGAAACGGUGUACAAGCUACUUUGUAAUGAUCAUCUUUGCAUUGUCCUCUUGAAAUGUUUGUCACAUUAAAGUAACAUUGUACAACUACAUAAUAAACAUAAAGAAAACGGGACAGGGGUGACUGCCAUGAAUAAUUUUGGGAAGAAUAUUGUAAAAGUCAUAAUUUGAGAGAAAUA